Molecule: messenger RNA, 1354 nt
Organism: Leptopilina boulardi
Lineage: Eukaryota; Metazoa; Arthropoda; Insecta; Hymenoptera; Figitidae
Product: N(G),N(G)-dimethylarginine dimethylaminohydrolase 1
Exons: 5
Coding region: 223-1032 (269 amino acids)
Biological process (GO): arginine metabolic process; positive regulation of nitric oxide biosynthetic process
Molecular function (GO): amino acid binding; dimethylargininase activity
Source: RefSeq, a predicted model, not a curated record
GCGUCCCGGGAUUUUGUGUCGUCUGUUCUCUUCUGCUUUCUUUGUGUGUCACACACAGAACGCUCCGUCGAAACGUCAAAUAGAUAGAAAUUUUCUAAAGAUUCAAAGAAAAUAAAAAAAUUUGCAGUGAAUUUGAUAAAUAUUUUCUAUUUAAAGAAAGUGGGGGUUUAUUUAAUGAAAGUGUGAGUGAAGUGUUUAUUGGAAUUUAAUGAAAAUACAAUAAUGCCGCUUCACAGAUAUACACACGCAGUUCUCUGUCGAAUUCCACUUUCUUUGGGUACAAAAGGCGAGGUCAAUGUCGAUGAAGCACGUCUUCAACAUUCAGCAUUAGCCGAAAUUCUUCGUGAAUUUGGAAUUGAUGUUGUUGAAAUGCCACCAGAUGAAAGUUCACCACUUUGCGCUUUUGUCGAAGACAUUGCCGUUGUUUGUAACGGUAUUGCACUGAUCGCUCGACCUAACGAACCAUCUCGCAUCAAAGAGAUAGACAGUAUUAAAGCGGUAUUAAAAAAAGAAUUAGAAAUUCCUCUCAUUGAAAUUGCUGAUAAAAAUGCAAGACUCGAUGGAGGUGAUGUACUUUUCACAGGACGUGAAUUUUUCGUUGGAUUGUCCGCACAAACAAAUGAAGCAGGAGCACGUGCUAUUGCUGCCGCUUUCCCAGAAUAUCCUUGCGUGCCUAUUAAGGUUGCUGAAACUAAACGUUUAAAAUCAUUAGUUUCAAUGGCUGGACCGGAUGUUAUUUGCGUUGGUUGCGGUAAAGAAGCUCAAGAAGUUUUAAAGAGAAUUGAAAGAGAAGCGACUUAUAAUUAUCAAACUCUCACAGUACCAGAGGAUUCUGCGGCAAAUGUUCUUUAUGUGAAUGGAACAUUAAUUCAUCGAUCAGAGGAAGAAAUUCCCGAAUCAAGUAAAGUAUUUGAGGAAAGAGUUGAAUUUCCAACAAGAUCACUUCACAUGUCUGAAUUAGCAAAAGUCAGUUCAGGUUUGUCUUCUUGUUGUUUAUUAGUCCGUAGACCUCGUCACAUUCGUAGUAUUUAAAAAGUUACACAGUAUUUAAAAACGAGAAGAAAAAAAAUUAAAUCUAUCUACUGAUUUGCUUGAAUGAAAAUGAAGAGAAAAGAAAAAUUAUUAUAAAGAAUUCAAGAAAAAAAAAAAAAAAAAAGUAGAAUCAUAAAAAUUUUGUUUUAUGCAUUUUUAACUAUAAAGUUACCGAUGAAUUUAAUGCAGAAACUGCCAAUUUAAUAAUAUUAUUAUUUUUUUGACAUAAUUAGCAAAUUCUUGUGAGAUGAAAGCACAAAAUGUGAGAGAACGAAACGACUGAAGUAUUAAAUAUCGAGAAGUUUAAUAUAUUUCAUAUUAA